This is a messenger RNA of Sporothrix schenckii 1099-18, 1542 nucleotides long. RefSeq lists its product as uncharacterized. Gene Ontology annotation, molecular function: ATP binding; protein binding; protein serine/threonine kinase activity. The transcript has 8 exons. The coding region runs from base 1 to 1542 and encodes 513 amino acids. Gene Ontology annotation, biological process: meiotic recombination checkpoint signaling; protein phosphorylation. Gene Ontology annotation, cellular component: cytoplasm; nucleus. The record is from RefSeq and is a predicted model, not a curated record. NCBI's taxonomy places the organism in Eukaryota, Fungi, Ascomycota, Sordariomycetes, Ophiostomatales, Ophiostomataceae.
AUGGCCGAGCCAUACGCCGUCGAAUACACGCCCUCAGUGGCAUCCGAUGCCGAGGGACAACCAUCAGGCACAGAUGUAGAGCCAUCCAUCCCGCUGGCAUGGCUCGAAAUCGAAAGUGCCACUCUCGGCGAGUUCAAGCAAAUUGUCAGGGUACCUUUCUUCAAGAAUCAGGUCAUUACAAUUGGAAGAGAUACAAAAGCAUGUAAUCUCCGGUUCAAAUGCAAAGCCGUCUCAUCAAUCCACUGCGAGAUCUACUCUAUCCUGUUUGAUAAAUCGGAGCAGUACCGGCCCUUAAUCUAUGUUCGCGACUGUCAGUCCACUUUCGGAACGUUUGUCAACGGCCAGCUUAUCGGCCAGAAACCAUUCGUGACUGCCGGUUGGAUUCUAGAAGACGGCGACGUCGUCACAGCUGGACCUUGCUCACUUCGACUCUGUGCCUGUCCUGUUUCAAAAGAUGAAGAGACCGCGCUGAGCCCACUUCAACAGCAAGAGGCUUUGCAAUUUGCAGAUCAAUAUCUCAUCAAGGACACCAUUCUUGGCAACGGCUCUUUUUCUACUGUUCAUAUGGCUAUGAACGUCAAGACAAACCAGCAGGUGGUGUGUAAAAUACACGAUUUUCCGUACCUCAAAAGAAUCUGGGGAGAUGUCUCCGAGCGCAUCCAGAAAGAAAUGUCCAUCUGGAGCCAACUUGACCACCCAAACAUCGUUGCGUUUCAACGUGCCUUUUACACGAACAAUACUAUGUUCACAUUCGGUGAUCUGGCCACUGGUGGUGAUCUAUACUCGCUCUUGGAGCGUGAGAGGUCAAUCCCUGCUCUGGAAAUCAAGUGGAUCGUCCUUCAACUUCUUCGUGCAGUCGGAUACCUCCAUUCCAAAGGAGUCGCGCAUCGCGAUAUCAAGGUAGAGAACAUUUUGUGUUCGUCGAGCGUACACCUGGAACACCGUAUCGCGCUCGCUGAUUUUGGGUGUGCCGGUGUCACAAGCCUUGGUAGAAUGAUGUCCGAUGUAGGAAGUGAAAUCUAUCGAGCACCAGAAGCUCAAAUAGAUGGGGGCCCGCACGGUGUUGCCGUUGAUAUCUGGGCAGUCGGCGUGCUCACUUUACAGUUGCUGGUAGGCUACGAUAGCGUCGCCAUCACACCAUUCGAAAACUCGUGCGCCAAAGAAAUCGAGAAUAUGGUGGUGAAUGUCAAUGCUGGACGUUCUGGCAAAGAAAAUGGGCCCAUCUCACAACACGGAGUUGAUUUCAUCAUUUCGUGCUUGAGUCUCAAGCCCCGAGACAGGCCAACUGCUGUUGAUGCAGCAAAGCAUCUGUGGUUUCGAGAAUCUGAGUUGGAGACGGCUCUGUUUAGAGACGUCAGCGAGAAGGAAGUACUCAGCCAGUUUCUCUCGUCAUGUCCGAUACCAGAUUCAGUAGGAGACUCCCAGUCGUCCAGAUACGUCGACCAGCAAAGAUUCGACUGUAUCAAGGCGCGCAAGGAUACGAUAGUAAACAUUGGGAAGCCCCAGUCAAUUAUCGGCUGCCGAAGGGCUUCCGUCCUAUAG